Suillus subalutaceus is the source of this 375-nucleotide messenger RNA. RefSeq lists its product as uncharacterized. NCBI's taxonomy places the organism in Eukaryota, Fungi, Basidiomycota, Agaricomycetes, Boletales, Suillaceae. The transcript has 2 exons. The annotation marks the transcript as partial. The record is from RefSeq and is a predicted model, not a curated record.
AAGGACAAACGAUCUCGUUUCUGGGGGGUGUACAAACGAGUCGCGGAGGAACACGACGGCGAGUUCCUCGAGCGAUACACCAGUGACAUGGACAUUGUCUUGGUCUUCUCUGGUCUUUUCUCCGCCGUCAGCACGUCUUUUAUCGUAGCAAUGGAAUCUAAUCUCAGUCCCGACCCUAGCGACACCACGAAUGCCCUUCUAAAGCAACUCGUGUACAUCGGACUCGGUAACCUCGCUGCAGCGGGCUCUACACCCGUAGACCCAGCAUCUACGUGGUCGCCGACCGCACCGACCCUGUGGAUCCAAACGAUCGCAUACGCAAGCUUGUCCAUGAGCUUGCUCGCUGCGUUCGGGGCCGUACUAGGCAAGCAGUGG